AUCAGUGAAUAAUUCGGUCAAAAUAGCGUAUGGACAAGGUGGUUCGGUCCUUUGAGUCUUAUAUGCACCAAAUCAAUAAUUCGGUCGAAUUUAUUUUAUACGAUUAGUCUCAUCACAACAUUAAAAUGCCGAAAGGCAAGACGAGGAGAUUUAUUGACAAAAAGAAUUCGGUUACCUUUCACCUGGUACAUCGUUCACAAAAAGAUCCGUUAGUAGCAGAUGAAACCGCUCCACAGAGAGUUCUUGUACCAGUUAGUGGCAAGCAAUCAACUGUAACAGAUACAAAGAUAGACAGUGAGAAGCGUAAAGAAGAGCAACGGAAGUAUGGUAUCUACUUUGAUGAUGACUACAAUUACUUACAACAUCUUAAAGAUGUCAAAAAGCUGGAUGUUGAUUGGAUACCUGUUGAGAAUCAAUCCAAAUGUGACAAGAAUGCUCCAAAAAUUAACUUGCCAUCUUCUGUAUUUGCCUCGAAUGUGGAGGAAAAAGUUGGUAUGCUCAACAAAGCAGCUCCAGUUUCUGGACCACGAUUGGAUCUUGAUCCAGACAUAGUUGCUGCUAUGGAUGAAGAUUUUAAUUAUGAUGACCCUGAGAAUCAAUUGGAAGAUAAUUUCAUAGAACUGGCUAAUGCUGAUUCAAGUGAUGCUGAAAGUUCUGAUAGAGAAUAUGAAUAUGAAUUAAAUGAGUCUGACAAGGAUCAUAUGGGUCUUUCGGAUGAAGAAGCAGAUGAAGUGGGUGGUUUACCACGAUAUACUUUUAAAGAAGAAGAAACAAAAUCACGAUUUACAGAAUAUUCUAUGAGCAGCAGUGUGAUAAGAAGGAACUCACAACUUACAUUAUUAGAUGAAAAAUUUGAGGAGAUGUACGCUACAUACAAUGACAGUGAAAUUGGCUCUUUAGAUUUUGAUGAAAUAGAAGGACAUGUCGAGCAUAAUUCGGAUCUUCUUAUACAAUAUGCUACAGAAUUUGAAAAAAAGAAAAACGAAGAUACGGAAAAUAUCGCGGAGCUUCUGAAAAAUAGAAUGAAAAUUAUAGAAAAGGAAUAUUCGAGUUCUGGAGAAGAUGAUUUAGAAAGGCUAGUUGUUGAUGCGCGUGAGAAAAACAAAUGGGAUUGUGAGAGUAUUCUUAGCACGUAUAGUAACAUUUAUAAUCAUCCUAAAUUAAUUAAAGAGCCGCCAAAGCGUCCACAGAAGAUUGAAAUUGAUCGAAAAACUGGCAUUCCAAAAAAUAUAUUAGGCAAACAUAAAUUAACAGCUGCGGCAUUAGCCCAAUUUGAUUUGGAAAAUUGUGUAGCAAAAGGCCCACAGUCCGUGGCAGAGAGCAGGAGAUCUACUGUAAGUGUUCUAAGCAUAAGACCCAAAGAAGAAACUCCCGAAGAGAGAAAAGAAAGGAAGAAGUUACUCAAAGAAUACAGAAAAGAAAGGAGAAUGGAACGGAAAGCAAAUAUUGAAGCAUUUAAAGAGGAAAAGAAACGCCAAGAAAAAGUCAGACUGAACAACCGACGAAAUAUUCAAGGACAGCAUAUAAUAUAAAUUUUAAAGAAUAUAUAUGUGUAAUUAAAAAUAAUCUUUACAGAUUCAAUAUUUCUUUCAUCUUAUGUGCAGAACAAAUCAUGUGUUUUACAUAAACUACUAAAUAUAUUUCUAUAUUGUAUUAUAAAUAUUUUACUAAAUCUGUCAUUUUUUGAUAUUAGAAAUAUAUGUAUAAUAUGUACAUAUAAAAAAACAUCCUAUCACACAUUUAAAUUUUUUCUGGUUUUUGAUCAAAUGAAAUUGGUUUAUAUUCGAACUGUUUUGUUAGAUCGAGAUUGAUUGAAAUCACGAGUUUGCGCUUGUUUUGACAAUUUUAAGAUCUGUCACAAAUUUGACAGCGACCGUUUUCGUUGUUAUAAAAAUUAUUGCAACAAAAUUCGUCACUUAGAAAGCACUCGCUCACUCGUAACAUUAAAAAUUGCCUUUUGAUUUUUCACGUUUGAGGCUUUGAAGCAUCGACGAAUUUUCUCGCGACAUCACACGGAAUAACGGAACACGAGAGCAACCACGUGAGAGCACGAGACGCACAGAGCGCCGUGUAUUUUAAGGCGGGGCAGAGGGCGGAAGUUCCAAAGUCAUAUGAUCGAUUCGUUAUAACUCUCUGUUCUUGACUCGUUCGUCGCAAAGAUGGCCAGCCAGACGCAGGGUAUCCAGCAGCUUCUGGCCGCUGAAAAGCGCGCCGCGGAGAAGGUGUCGGACGCCAGGAAACG
Molecule: messenger RNA, 2242 nt
Organism: Pseudomyrmex gracilis
Lineage: Eukaryota; Metazoa; Arthropoda; Insecta; Hymenoptera; Formicidae
Gene: LTV1
Product: protein LTV1 homolog
Exons: 7
Coding region: 126-1532 (468 amino acids)
Biological process (GO): ribosomal small subunit export from nucleus; ribosomal small subunit biogenesis
Cellular component (GO): nucleus; cytosol; preribosome, small subunit precursor
Source: RefSeq, a predicted model, not a curated record